Pyrus x bretschneideri (Chinese white pear) is the source of this 636-nucleotide messenger RNA. RefSeq lists its product as uncharacterized. NCBI's taxonomy places the organism in Eukaryota, Viridiplantae, Streptophyta, Magnoliopsida, Rosales, Rosaceae. The record is from RefSeq and is a predicted model, not a curated record. The coding region runs from base 1 to 636 and encodes 211 amino acids. The transcript has 2 exons.
AUGGCGACCGAAGAUUCCAACAAACAAAAAGGCUCAACUACCACCAAAAACGAAGAUCCCAGCGAUCCCUUUUAUCUUCAUCACUCCGAUCAGCCUGGAACGAUUCUCAUCACACAACCAUUAAAUGACGAAAAUUACUCCACUUGGAGCCGCGCCAUGUCCAUGGCCCUCAAUGCCAAGAACAAGGAACUAGGAAGGUGGACUCAUUGCAACAACCUCAUGAAAUCCUGGCUGCUCAACUCUGUCUCGAAAGAUAUCGAAGCAAGUGUCAUCUACAACAAUGUUGCAUCUGAUAUUUGGAAUGAAUUAAAGGAAUGUUUCUCUCACACAAACAGCGUACAUCUCUUCCAUAUCGAACAAGAGAUACAUGGAAGUGUUCAAGGAAAUAUGAACAUUGAUGUGUAUUAUACCAAACUGAAAAGCUUUUGGGAUGACCGCGAUGCCUUGUGCUAUUUCCCAACCUGUGCAUAUGGUGCUGCGAAGGAAUUGAUGCAGUUUCAGCAAAGUCAGAAAACCAUAAAGUUUCUCAUGGGUCUCAAUGAACCCUAUGCUGCAGUUCGUGGGCAAAUUUUACUUAUGGAUCCCUUUCCUGCUGUCAACAAGGCUUUCUCACUCAUUAUUAAAGAUGAGAAGUAG